CUUCGUUUGCCAUCAAAAAUAGGUUACGUUGGUGUGACGUGUGCUUAUGCUGCUGGCGGGAGUUCAUAAUGAAAUUAUUUUCGUUCUAUUCAAGAAUCACGCCAAUGAAUGCAAAGUCAUAAUAAUUAUUUUGAUCGUCUAUGAUUGCAAAAUUUCUUGCAAGCUGUUAACCACAUUUGAAGAAAUGAAGUAUACGCCUGGAAUUCAUCCAAUUAUUUCCCGAAAUUUUCAAAUUUCCCGCUUGUCACGAAGAGGAGAUGUGUAGAACCGCCUGUCGUCAUAUGUUUUCAGUCUGUCGUCUGGUUUGCUUCAGUUUGUAAACUUUCGUUUACCGUCAAUAAAAGCAGCUUUUUGUGACAUAAGUUGCAGUAAAAUCAUUUACGGUGGACCGGAAACGGGUAAAACGUACUCACAUGUCCAUCGGAGGCAAGCCUCUCUUGUACUCCUACUGGAGGAGCUCAUGUUCCUGGAGAGUGAGAAUUGCUCUGAACUUAAAAGAAAUACCAUAUGACAUAAAGCCAAUAAGUUUGAUCAAAGGUGGAGGAGAACAGCACUGCAAUGAUUAUCGAGAAGUAAACCCUAUGGAACAAGUACCCUCUUUGCAAAUUGAUGGACACACUAUUGUUGAAUCGCUCAAUAUUAUGCACUACCUUGAGGAGACUCGACCCCAACGAUCUCUUAUGCCAUCAGAUGUUUACAAAAGAGCUAAGGUACGAGAAAUCUGUGAAGUGAUUCAAUCUGGAAUACAACCUCUCCAGAACUUGGUUGUUCUCAUAUAUGUUGGUGAGGAGAAAAAGAAAGAAUGGGCACAGCACUGGAUUAAUCGAGGGUUGAGAGCCGUUGAGAAACUCCUCACAACAUGUGCCGGAAAAUACUGUGUAGGAGAUGACAUUACUUUGGCUGAUUGUUGUCUCAUACCGCAAGUAUUCAAUGCGAGACGUUUUCAUGUGGACCUUCGUCCAUUCCCUAUAAUAUUAAGAAUUGACAGAGAGUUGGAAAACCAUCCUGCAUUCCGCGCUGCUCACCCUUCUUGCCAACCAGAUUGCCCACCUGAAGCUAAAUAGCUAGGGCGUCCACCGCAGCACAUCAGGCAAGCAAGAGCAUAUCAAAGCGAAUUCUGCUAAAGAAUUAUCAUGCUCUACACUUGUCAACAUUAUGGGACAUGAAUGCUGCUCUUUUCACCGCAAAUGCGUUAAGAUAAGUCCCAGAUGUGCUGUACUGGUGGAUUGAGAAUUUCAUAAAAUUCUCUAUGACUAUUUUUUAGUUACAUCAAAGAACAUUUUUUUGCCUUUGGCCAAAACAGAUCAGAUUUUAGGUAUUGAAAAUAAUUUUAUGGCCUGGACAUAAAAGCAUUUGCAAUAUGUAUUUGUCAUUACCCAAACGAAUUUUGUUACCUGAUGUAGAACGCAUGCAUUUGAAUCUAAACUUCAUAGGUACUAUCAAAAGGAGUCAUGCUUGAUACAAUUUUAUUUCAAUUUUAAAAGUUUCCCAUUGUUACCAGUGAAUUGACAUUCCUUACUUAACAGUUUACUAUUUGCUAAUAGUUUGAUAUUGAUCUAUUUUAGCAAUUAUCUUGAUAUGAAUAUUAUAUCUAGUUUGAGCAAGUGCCUUAAGCAAAUAUUGUAAAAAAAUUAUUCAGUUCAAAUAAUAAAUAUUGUAGCGCUGGAAGCACAAAUUAUAUAACAUAAAUAGUUAGUUAAAUGCUGUUAGAUCUUUUUGAUGAUUGAUCAUAAUGUUACCAAAAGUGCUUAAAAUAAGUAGGACUAGAAUGGUGUCAGAGGCAGAUGAGUCUUUCACCUUUUUUUUAAAAGUUUUUAGAAAUUUUAGACUUUUGUUUCUUGCUGAUUGCACUAGUGUCUGUGAUUAGCAUGGUUUUACCAGUUUUCUGUUUUACCAUUUGUAUUUUUUGUCAUUCCUUAAAUCUCUCUAUCAGUAGGAAGGUGAUGUAGAUACCCUGGUGUGUAUGUGUUCAUAAAAUUGUGCAGUUUUGUCUUAAUGUACACUACCAAGACCCAUAUAUUGAAUGUGCCAUAUGCCAUGGGCUUCCUUGAGGAGAACAUGGGGCUUCACUCACUCCUCCUUAGUUUGAGCGAGCACAGUGUUUGCAAACCCAAUCAAUUUCACAUCAGAAUGCUGGGUAUGACCUGAAACCAGGAUUAGCAUAUGGGUCAUUAUUUGUGGCCUUCUUCUAAAGUCAGUGUUUUUAAUUGACAUAAAGUCAAACUCUAGAGAGCUUUUGUAGUGCAAUACCUUCAUUUAUUCCCUCUCUCAAAUUGCCUGAAAGCAUAAAUAAUCAACAAAAUACUGUGACUUAUUACUUAUUUGUCUUUAAUGUUAUGUUAGCUGGGAGACACAUUUUGACUGAUUACAUGAAAGAUAAAUUUAUUGGUGAAGGUUGAUAAAAAGACAAAUUCUGUCAGCAACAGCCAUGUCUUCCUAAAGUCAUAUGUACUUAACUCAUGAUGUAUUGUAAUCACAAAACUGUGUAAUGUGAUCAAAUACUAGCAUAUCCUAAUCCUAAUCAUAUCCAUUGAUGCGUUGUUUGGGCCAUUAUAUAUUGACCACUUGUAAACACUGAUUUUGUAAUAGAAAAUCACAUCCAAUUUAGCUUAGUAUCUAUAAUCAUUGUAAAACAAAAACAGCCUGAGCUUCAUGUUGUUGUUUUUGUUGUUUUCAGUGGCUUAGUCCAAAAUGUGUUGUUAUAAAAUAUAAUGUCCCUUAAAAUAUCUCUAUAGAAAAUUUACUCGUUUCAUUUAAAAAAAUAUCUAUGUCAUGUCUGCUUUGUAGUGAAAUAUUUGGAAUGUAUGCUAUUUUAGUGGAUUUCCUAACAUUUCAGGAUUUUUCCCAGCCCAAAUUCAGAAUCUGUCUAAAUAAUUGAAUAGAUGAGAGCGAAAUUGAUUAAAGUGUGCAUCUAUCGAAUCACCCUAGUUUUAAAAUCGUCAUCAGCAGCUAAAAAUUAAAAUUCCAUUCAAGAAGGAACUCUUUUUUUUAGGAGACCUAACUUUCUGUUAAGUGAAUUUUUGUAUUAUGACUUUUUCUGGCCCAUGAGCAGGCAUGUGACGAAUAAAAUUUACCAGUACCGCAAA
This is a messenger RNA of Frankliniella occidentalis (western flower thrips), 3086 nucleotides long. Its product is annotated as probable maleylacetoacetate isomerase 2. NCBI's taxonomy places the organism in Eukaryota, Metazoa, Arthropoda, Insecta, Thysanoptera, Thripidae. The record is from RefSeq and is a predicted model, not a curated record. Gene Ontology annotation, biological process: L-phenylalanine catabolic process; glutathione metabolic process. Gene Ontology annotation, cellular component: cytoplasm; mitochondrion. Gene Ontology annotation, molecular function: glutathione transferase activity; maleylacetoacetate isomerase activity. The transcript is spliced from 7 exons. Bases 414 to 1064 code for a protein of 216 amino acids.